Messenger RNA from Saccostrea cuccullata (small rock oyster), 1224 nucleotides. Its product is annotated as adhesion G-protein coupled receptor G2-like. The record is from RefSeq and is a predicted model, not a curated record. The transcript has a single exon. Bases 1 to 1080 code for a protein of 359 amino acids. Lineage: Eukaryota; Metazoa; Mollusca; Bivalvia; Ostreida; Ostreidae. Gene Ontology annotation, biological process: cell surface receptor signaling pathway; G protein-coupled receptor signaling pathway. Gene Ontology annotation, molecular function: G protein-coupled receptor activity. Gene Ontology annotation, cellular component: membrane.
AUGGUACAUUAUGGAAUCAUAUAUUUAAAUAUCACUAAUACAUUAAUUUGCAAACAAGUGGAAUUUAAAUUAGAGGAAUUUGACUUUGAUAGCACUAAAAACGUGGUGUUUUUAAAGAGCUACGAUAUUUCCCUGUCUACUGUUAAUGCCGAUAUAUCGGAGAAUCGAAUUCUCAGAGUAUGUGUUAACGACUUGUUGGCUAAAUUGAAAACGGGGUACAAUUUGAGUAGAAUUUUCAGUAAGCUUUCUGUGGCAUUUUCUAUCUUAUCGUGUUUUUGUCUGUUAAUCACAUUUCUCACGUACUGCUUCUUCCGAGAACUAAGAUCCCUCCCCGGGAAAACAAUAAUGGUUCUUGUGUCUACCAUUUUUAUCAUAAAUAUUGUAUCUCUGGCGAGUUACGGGGAUAACAAAAACAGCACAAAAUGUACCGUCGUUGGUAUUCUUCUUCACUACCUCUGGCUCUCGUCUUUUACGAGUAUGAACAUCUGUUGUUUCCAUAUAUAUCGGGUGUUUCAGUCCAGUGUGCCACUGAUUAUGAACAAGUACCUGUUCAUAAAGUAUUGUAUUUACAUCUUUCUCCUGCCACUUUGCACAGUUUUGGGGAAUAUGAUCGCAGUGUUUUCAAGUCGGGGGAAUGUCGGUUAUGGAAGGCGCAUUUGUUUCAUAGAUGGAAUAAUGUCCUUGAUAAUUACUUUUCUAGUUCCGGUUGGUUUACUCUGCCUCCUUAAUGUCUUUUUCUUUACACAGACGAUACGCGCAAUUAAACGUUCUCCAACGGUUUCUAACAAUAAACCCGAAAGGAACGAUUUUUUGAUAUGUGUACGCUUAUUUCCUAUAACAGGAGUCUUCUGGCUUUUGCAGAUUUUGGACGGUAUUUUACCGCUAAGUUAUUUCACGUACAUUAUAUCCGUCUUAAACACAUCACAGGGCGUGUUCAUAUUUCUUGGUUUUGUUUGCAAUAAAAGGACAGUUCUUAUGUUCAAAAAUGUAUAUAAGGAAAAGACAGGAAGUACUAAAACUACAGUUCUUAGAAGUGCGUGUGAAACACCCCAAAUGUUAACAAGUGAAAACAGUUGCUAGUUUUGGACAUCACAUUUUACAAACGCUGAAACAUACAUUUAUAUUAUACUCAGUAUAUGUUGUAUUUAUUUAUUUUUAUAAUAUAGGGUUAUUGAACUUCUAUUGGUGAAUAUUGGCACGAGUUGGCCGUUCAAAUGCACGAGG